Molecule: messenger RNA, 1368 nt
Organism: Mesorhabditis belari
Lineage: Eukaryota; Metazoa; Nematoda; Chromadorea; Rhabditida; Rhabditidae
Source: the annotation of a GenBank genome assembly
AUGAGAGGCUUUAUACUGUGUGGGUUGUUGUUGCUGGCGAGUGUUUAUGCUUCCAGCUCCCCAUCCACCGUUGCCUCAUCCGUGGCAAGCGAUCCACCAUCCAGCAGCAGUGUUGGCGUCGAUGGAAGUUCGACAGCGCAAGGUACCAGUUUGCCGCAAAGUUCGACAAUGCAAGGCUCAACUGGUACAAAAGCCACCCAGCCUUCCGCAGCCACUUCGACAACGGGAAACCCAGCCACCCAGCCUGCCAAAGCCACUCACACAACGGAAAGCCCCGGCCCAAGUACUGAACCCCAGUCAACCGUAACAGGACCAACUCCGGCCUCCACUCUGACGCCAUCGGCUAACCCUGACACCACGCCUGCUGGGACAACCGGCGCACCCACCACCACCACUACCACCACUACCACCACCACUCCGAUCCCGAUCACUGUCAAGAAAGCUCAAGUCACAAUGGCAUGCGAUAAUGGACGAUGCAAAUAUCUGCUUCAGGUUCCUCGUCUCAGCAAAGCGUUUAUGCAACAACAAGAGGGAAUCUUGGCCACUGAUCAAGCACUUCUUGACAACGAAGAAAAAAAGUAUCAAAAUUUGACAAAUACGAACGAUGUGAAGGAUAUUGAGGAAAAGUUUAACGAGCUCAAUAAGAGUGUGCAGGAAGCGAUUGGGGAAUACAAUCGAAUUCAAGACGCUCUGAAGAAUAUCCCGACUCAAUCAAUUGCCACAAACACGAGUGCCACGAAGAUUCAAAGUUACAUCACAACGCUGAGAACUCUAGCAAAUACGACGUGCUUCUAUGAUGAGUGCCUUAAACCCGCAACGACGACAGUGACUUCAACCACACCCACCACCACAACAACAACGCCAAAUCCGUGCAAUGGAAAAGAUCCGUGCAAUGGUCAAGCAGAUUGUAAGAGUGUCAGCGGGAAAGCCGCGUGUGAGCCAUGUCGCGGAAACCUUGCUAAUGGGCUCAUGUGUGCUACGAGCACUUGCACAGCUGUAGGCACGUCGCAAAGCCAGAAUGUCACGAGUGGCUCGUGGCUCGUUUCCCCCGGUUUCAACAUCACCGACAAAGAAUCGCCCCAGCCCUAUGGGUCAAAUUUAGCUUGCGAAUGGACGCUGAAAGUUAAUGAUGGAGCAACGUAUUUGGCGCUGCCCACCGAUGACAAGAACCCUUUCUCGACAAUGGACACCACCGGGAAACUCGUGAUGAAAUGUGGUUCCUUCAUGUACACGAUCACCUCUGUAAGUAGUAUCACAAAGGUGAAUGGGGCUCUCAAGACAUGCACCGUCCCGACACUCACCUUUACAUUCACCUCGGGAACCGUCACUGGGAAUGCGUUCUUUGGCGUCCAACUGCUCACGCAACCG